AUGUUCUCGAGGUCUGCCAGCCUGAUAUCGUGUAGAGUUACUGGCUCCCAUAUUUCUCCGGGAUCUAGGGCUUUUCCAAGGCUCACGCCGAGAGCAUGGCACCAAAUAGGUCCAGAACCACUAAAUGUGGCUCGGUUGUUGCAUAGUUCAAGUCGUCGCUGGAAACAACCAGUGACCAAGUCCCAGCUUCUAGCUCAAGCACAAAACCCCGUAUCCAGACUCUGGGUUCAUAUCAAGUGGCCACUCACAAGAAACAACAGGCCGUUUUCCAUGGACGACUUUACGGCAUUUUCUUCUUGGCUCUUUGUGGGCAACGUCUUGUGGAUCAUCUUGGGUACCACCACCUUUGGGUUGUUCACGAUGUAUUCCGUGGACAAGUUUGACAAGUUCUAUGACACACUCAAGGGUGAAACCGAAACAGGUAGCCAGACUACGGCUGAGUCGCGCAAGGACGACAGCUUCCUUGGCUACCUUGCACGUACCAUUUUGUCCCAUGGUCUUGGAGUCAAGAUUGUAUUCGAAAAGGGCAAUGUGGUUCCCGAACUCAUUGAUGGAAUGCUUCGUUUCAAGAACCUCAAGGUGUAUUCCACCCACAACAAGGAUGAAGUGAAGUCACUCGCAUUUUCCGCCGCCAUUCUGGAGGUGAACUUGUCUCUCUCGUUCAAGAAAUGGUACGAGGGACGGGGCCUCAUCUACGACUUGGAAAUUUUCGGAAUGAAUGCCAAGGUUUACAAAAAUGAAGACAUGCCCGAGACAGACCCUCAGCUACUUCCCCAAGACAAGUCGAUUCCGCUCAGUUCAAUGGCCAUGUCGUUCAGCAGGUACAGCGACAAUGCCCAUGUCCAGAACGACAUCAACGAACACAACACGGAGAUUCUCGAGAACUUGAACAAUGUACCUAAGUCGUCGUUCAUUGACGCAGACUAUACGUUUGCCCAUGUCAAGCUCCAGGACUCCCACAUCGAACUUUACGAGAAUCAAGACAAAACUCCAUUCCAGAUCACCAUCUUCAACUGCGACAUGCCAAGACUUCGUGGUAAUCGGUUGUUGAUCGAUUUCUUCAAUGCCAACAAUGUCACAGGUGCAGUCAACAACUCCAUGUUCACCAUCCAUAAACACCAGCAGUUCUCUGACAGCGACAACGUGGUGCGGUUUAAGCUCGAUGGAAUCAAUAUGGGCUCGCUUUCCAAGGCCAACCAGCAACUGAAAUUCAAUUGGCUUGUCAACGGAAAGGCCGAGAUUAUCGCCGACAUACGCCUUCCUUCAUUGGAGGAGAAGGAAUUUGAGGAUGGAGAGCUACUGGUGGGAGGCUUCUUCCAGAAAUUGUGGGAUGAGUUCAAGGACAUCUCGGGCCCCAAGGAGGAUGCCUACAAAAAUGAUAACGACACCAGCUUGCUCAAAGGUGCCAUCUCCGCAAUCUAUGAGACGUUCAGCAGUCACAAGAAUGAACAAAAGAUGUCCAAUGACUCGGAGUACGUGAUCGUUAACUUUAAAAUUACAUUUACCGAUUUGAAGGCUACUUUGCCUCUGCAUUUGCCCAUGGCUUCUUCGUCCAAAGUUCCUUUUAUCACUCUUCAGUCAUUGAGAUCAUUGAUUGCUUACGUGAAUGGUAUUGAGCACCAGGACGCACUUGUGAUCAAGACUACAGUGAUCGAGAAGUUGUCUGACUUGUAUGACUUGAACAACAUUUCACAAACGAGGGUGUUCGACGCUAUUGUCAGUGACAUUUACGACGAUCUCUUACGCAUGGUUAAACUCGACGAGAAGAGAAUCAUCGAAGAGAACACCAAUAAGUGGUCACACUCGGUGGUCAGCCAGCUUCUUCUUUUGGGGCUUGGUGUAUUGGCCUGA
Sungouiella intermedia is the source of this 1851-nucleotide messenger RNA. The record is from the annotation of a GenBank genome assembly. Lineage: Eukaryota; Fungi; Ascomycota; Pichiomycetes; Serinales; Metschnikowiaceae.